CCUCUCUCCUUCUUCUGCCCCUCUUCACACUCCAACCACACACACACACUCACAAUUCUUUCCUCAGUUUCUUGCAAAGGAAAAGGAAAAAAAGACAACAUAGAAAUGCUGUGGAAUUUUUCUUGAAUUUGUUCAUAUAUGUCAGUUGAAACCUUUGUCUGUUUUUCCUUUGUUUGAGAAAAGACAGGAGAUUAGGAAAGAUGGACAUAGAAUUGGUGAAGUGUGAGUGUUGUGGGCUGAAGGAGGACUGCACACAGGACUACAUAAGUAAAGUGAAAGCAAAUUUUGAUGGGAAAUGGCUGUGUGGUCUGUGUUCAGAGGCUGUAAGAGAUGAGGUUAAUAGAGCUGGGAAGAAGCAAUCUGGGAUGGAAGAGGCUGUUAAGGCACACAUGUCGUUUUGUCGUAAGUAUAAAUCGAAUCCGGCAGUUAAAGUCGCAGAUGGGAUGAGGCAGAUGCUGAGGAGAAGGUCGGGGGAUAUGUCGACGUCUCCGUCCUCGUCCAAGAAAUAUUCAAGAUCAGCAAGCACAUCACGAAUGGGAUAUCAUGACUCCACAUUCUCUUACUACUAAGUCAUAUAGGAACCAAAAAUUUGAGGCGGCCCUCCAAGAUUUUGGUUGAAAUAAAUAAGGUAUAUGUCUAUCAUUCUUGAUAAAUUCUCAUCUUGUCUGAUUUUGUACAGGGAGGUCAAUUCAGUUGAGGCUGCUACCUGGUUUUUGUUCUUGUCCUUUUAUUUUCUUACUUAUCUACUGUAUUUGAAAUCCUUCUCCUCUUUAGACAAAAGAGAUAGUUCAAAUUUUGAGGGAAAGUGAUUUUGAGUUUCAUUUUGGAUCAUACACACCAUUCCCAUCAACUGAAAUCUAUUCGGAAA
Molecule: messenger RNA, 868 nt
Organism: Sesamum indicum (sesame)
Lineage: Eukaryota; Viridiplantae; Streptophyta; Magnoliopsida; Lamiales; Pedaliaceae
Source: RefSeq, a predicted model, not a curated record